Messenger RNA from Penaeus chinensis, 2974 nucleotides. RefSeq names its product scoloptoxin SSD14-like. The coding region runs from base 73 to 2139 and encodes 688 amino acids. Gene Ontology annotation, biological process: glutathione catabolic process. Gene Ontology annotation, cellular component: plasma membrane. Lineage: Eukaryota; Metazoa; Arthropoda; Malacostraca; Decapoda; Penaeidae. The transcript has 14 exons. The record is from RefSeq and is a predicted model, not a curated record. Gene Ontology annotation, molecular function: glutathione gamma-glutamate hydrolase.
UCUCUUUGGAUGAAAUCGAUAAUCUUUUACAAUUCCGAGGGCAUAUGAUGGUACUAAGUAUUUAUUAGCUAGAUGGCUUGUUCCUUGUGGCUGAAAUUAGAGUUAAUGACAUACAGAUUGAAUAACAAGAUAAAAAGGAAAAUGAUGAAAAGUUUUGAAACCGAUGAUGGACGUGGGAGAUACCAUCGGCUCAAUCAACCAGGAGAAAGCAUUUAUAUAAAUAGGGCUCAGCUAUCCAAAAAGCAGCUGAUAACAUGCGUGGUGUUAGUAGUAUGCUGUGUGGGAGCCAUAGCCGUGGGCCUCGGCAUUGGCCUCCCCAGGCUGAGCUCCGAACCUACAGUCAAGCAGGAGUCAAAACCACCUUUAGCGGUAGCCAAGCCAGCACCACCCAGAGCUCAGGGCCAGUUUGAAUCCUGGGGAGAACACAAGGAUGGGUCAUAUUACGAGGCCACGGAACCUCCUCCAUCAGAGACAGAGCUCGGAGAAUUUCACAAGGCUGCAGUUAGUGCUGAUGGUACGCCGUGUGCGCAGAUUGCUACGGAUAUACUCAAGAGGAAUGGCUCGGCAGCCGAUGCAGCAGUAGCAGGACUAUUCUGUGUGGGAGUCAUCAACACUCAGUCCAUGGGUCUUGGAGGCGGGUUCCUCAUGACCUACUACGACCACUCAACAAGGAAGGCCUACUCUUUGAAUGCCAGGGAGAGUGCACCGAUGGAAGCUUAUGAAGACAUGUAUGAUGGGAACGGGGAAUUGGCUCAGAAAGCUAAGGGAAAAUGGUGGGCAUCAAAAGAUCCCAGUUUGAAAGGAGGGCUUGCUGUGGCUGUCCCUGGAGAGCUCCGAGGAUACCGUGAAUUGUAUGAUAGAUUUGGUGGAAAUUUGCCAUGGGCUGAGCUCCUGGAACCCACGAUCAAGCUCUGUGAAGAAGGACAUCUUGUCAACUGGCAUAUGGCACGUGCUCUGAAGUUCAACGCAGACGAUAUCAAAAAGGAACCAAGCAUGAGCGUAUUUAUUAACCCAGAGACUGGCGAAGUGUACAAGGAGGGAGACACGCUGAAGAGGCCCCAGCUUGCAAAGACCCUGAGAGACCUGCAGGAGGAUCCCGAUGCCCUAUAUAGUGGUCACUUGGCAGCUAAGCUCGCCCAGGAUAUCCAGAGCUUUGGGGGCAUUGUCACUGAGGAGGACCUCAGGAUGUACAAACCCGUGUGGAAGGAAGCCAUGAACAUCACACUGCAGCAUGGCCAGAUCAGCAUGUUCUCUGUGCCUCCCCCUGGUUCAGGUCUCAUUCUGGGUUUCAUUCUUAACAUCCUGGAUGAGUAUGGACUUACCCCAGAGAGUAUUAAUGACCCCAAUAUUGUCCUGACACACCAUCGCAUCACAGAGGCCAUGAAGUGGGCCUACGCCAAGAGGACUGAGCUCGGAGAUGCAGACUUUGUAGAUAUGACUGAGCUCGCCAAAAACCUGACUUCAGACGACAACGCAGCAUACAUUCACAGCCAGAUCACUGACGACCGCACAUUCCAAGACCCCGAGCACUAUGGGGCUUUCACAGCUGAUCCAGAUGACCAUGGAACAGCUCAUUUCUCUUUGCUUGCCCCCAAUGGUGAUGCUAUCUCAGUUACUAGCACAGUCAACUUGUACUUUGGUGCAGGAAUCCGUUCUGUCCAAACUGGCAUAGUCCUUAAUGAUGAAAUGGACGACUUCUCAGCCCCAAACAUCACAAAUUACUUUGGAAUUCCUCCUUCACCAGCCAACUUCAUUAGGCCAGGCAAGCGGCCAUUGUCAUCCAUGUGUCCAGCAGUGUUCGUCGACUCAAUGGGCGACGUGCGUCUGAUCAUAGGUGCUGCAGGGGGAACCAAGAUUUCCUCUGGAGUGGCCUGGGCAUCUCUUCGUAACCUUUGGCUUGGGGAUAAUAUCAAGGAAGCUGUAGAUGCUCGCAGAAUCCACCACCAGCUCUUCCCCAUGACAUUCAGCUAUGAGCAAGGAAUCCUGCCGAAAAUCGUCGAAGGUCUCACAGACAUUGGACACAUAACAGAAGAGUUUGGAGUCGGAGGAUCUGUGAUUUGUGCCAUCGCAAGGGGAGAUGAUGGGAAAAUUUAUGCCAACUCUGAUUUUAGAAAAGCAGGCGAAGUAGACGGGUUUUAAAUUUACAACUUUUAAUUAAAAAAAAACACACAAUUUUUAGCUGUAGAGCUAUUGCAAAAAUGUUAUAUAUAGUAGUAAAAUUCUUCAGUUUUUAGCUGUUUAAAAGUUUCUUAGAUUUUUCAUGUGUUUUACUCAAUUGUUUCAAUUUUAAGUAGAAUUCUCUCAUCAGUGGGUUUUUCUAGGAUAUAUAUUUUAGCUUAAUUUUAUUUAAAUGUAAAAUUGUUGCUCAGUAUAUUCUAUGUUAAUUUUCUGUAUAGCAUAAUAUUAUAUUGCAAUUCUUGACCACACAGACAUUAACAGGUGAUAUUAUUGAUAGAGAAUAUGCUUGUGUUAUUUUAAGUGCUGAUGUGAAUUUUGUUUUAUUUGCGGUAGAUACAGAUAUUUAUAUUAGUAGUUCAAAAAUACCUACACCUUCUUAUACAUUCUUCAAGCAUUUAAAAGACUUGACAGAUUGGCAAAUAUUGAAGUAUUUGCAGGUUCAUAGUUUAUGUAUUUUAGGUAUUCAUGCGACCUGCUUACUUGCAUUUAUUUUGGACUUUUUUUUUUGCACAGGUCAUUUUAUAUGGAACGCACAGGCAUUGUUAUGUAUGAGAGCGCAUGCGCACGCACACGCAUGCACACGCACACACAUACGCAUGCACACACACACACACACACACACACACACACACACACACACACACACACACACACACACACACACACACACACACACACACACACACACACACACAAUUCAUGUAUUCACCAAGGAUAUGAUGUCUAUUUUUGGUGCUGUGAUAUGGUGGCUUAUAAUUGUAUCAAAUUAAAACAAAUAAUAAAAAAUAGAGAAAGA